AUGCAGUUCUCCAUCUUCAGCAUCCUGGUUAUUGCCACCGUCGCCAUGGCGGCUCCCCAAGCCUCUUGCAACAACGGCGCAGUUUACUACUCGGAUCAAAAGACUCUUGAGCCUUGCAAGUCCAGCUGUGUUGGCGGUACUUGCGCUUUCGUUGGCACCUGUGCUACUGACCCCAAUGUUCCUCUUCUCUGCUUGGCCAAGUGCACAUGCUAG
Fusarium sp. VM40 is the source of this 213-nucleotide messenger RNA. NCBI's taxonomy places the organism in Eukaryota, Fungi, Ascomycota, Sordariomycetes, Hypocreales, Nectriaceae. The record is from the annotation of a GenBank genome assembly.